CAAUGGAAAAGGCAGUCCUGCUGAAGAAUUAAUUAAGAGCUAUCCCCCAGGGGGUAAUAGUUACGAAAAAGCUUUAAAACAGCUGAAAAUGCGUUUCGGCAAGAGUGCAGUAAUGUCCUCUUCUUGCAGAGAAACUAUUGAUUCAGUUGAAUCAUCAUUACCCGAAGAAACUCUUGUUGCUUGGCAGCGCUAUAGAUCUGCUCAUCGUAGAAUUCGAGAAGUGAAUUUAGAUGAUUCAGACGAAAGUAAAACUAUAAUUGAGAAAAGUGAUUUAGAAUGCAUUUUAGAAUUUUUACAAGCCGAAGUCGAAGCUGAAGAACGCAUUUUUUUAGCCUCUCAAAGUUUCAACAACAUCGAAACCAAAAGCAGAAUUCGUAUAGUCGAUGAUCGUUUCGAGGUUGAUUUGCCCUGGUUGGAAUAUCAUCCACCACUAACAGACUAUUUUGACUUAGCCGAGAGAAGACUGAACAAAACUGUUAAACGUCUUAAAAUCGAGUCCAAUUAUGAAGCUUAUGGAGAUGUUUUCAAGGAAUGGCUAGAAGAGGGAGUAAUUGAAGAGGCUGAUAAAAAUUAUCAAGGGCAAGUUCUUUACCUUCCUCAUCGAGAAGUUAUCAAAAAAAUAGCACUACAAAACUCCGACCGGUAUUUGAUGCUUCGGCCCAAAAAGAAGAUUGGUGUUAUUGCUGAUAUACGAAGAGCCUUUCUUCAAAUAAGUGUUUCACCUACUGAUAGAGACUUUUUGCGGUUCUUAUGGCUUGAUAGUGAUGGUCAACUGAAAGUGUACAGGCACUGCCGUGUAGUUUUUGGUGUAGCAAGUAGCCCUUUUCUUCUAAACUCUACUAUUCAGCUUCACCUACAAACUGUUUUAGAGAAAAUAGAAACCGGUGAAUCCUUAUAUACGAAAGGUGUCAUUCAAAAACUUAUGCAUAGUUUUUAUGUUGACAAUUGUGUCAGUUGUGUUAAAAAUGAAGAAGAACUCAAUCAUUUUAUUAGUGUAUCAACUGAGGUAAUGGCUGAGAGAAAAUUUGAGCUUAGAGGGUGGGAGUUCAAUGAUAUUAAUGCUGAUGCUUCUGCUGAUACAAAUGUGCUCGGUUUAAUAUGGAAUAAAAAAUCUGACACUCUAAGAAUAAAUACUGGUAGUAUAAAAGAGUUAUGUUUUGAAAAAGUGACUAAGCGCUUAAUCUUAUCUACAGCUCAUAGAUUGUUUGAUCCUCUUGGUAUGUAUUGUCCUGUUAUCCUUAUCCCUAAGUUAUUGCUUCAAGAAACUUGGAAGCAGAAGAUAACAUGGGAUGAAGAAGUUGAUACCUGUACGAGAACUACAUUUUUAAAAUGGUUGAAAGAUAUUGACUAUCUGGAAAAGAUCCAUUUUCCAAGAUAUUUUGGUUCAAGGAGUACGAGUGAAAAUACUUCAGUACAUAUUUUCUGUGAUGCCAGUAAGCAUGCUUAUGCCGUGGCUGCUUUCAUUCGUAUAAAAACUUUGGAUUCUACUAAAGUACAACUGAUACAAGCCAGGACCUGGAUAACGAGGGAAGAAGCCUGGAAUGUAUUUGUCCAGAAUAGGGUGAAGGAAAUAAGAAGACUAACAAAUAAAGAUUCUUGGAGACAUAUUCCUGGUUGCAUGAAUCCAGCUGAUCUUCCGAGUAGAGGUUGUUCGGCUCUCUCCUUAUUGAAAUCUCAGUGGUGGUUAGGUCCAAUUUGGCUUUACUUGCCUGAAGAAGAUUUGCCUAAAGGUGACUGA
This is a messenger RNA of Stegodyphus dumicola, 1738 nucleotides long. RefSeq lists its product as uncharacterized. NCBI's taxonomy places the organism in Eukaryota, Metazoa, Arthropoda, Arachnida, Araneae, Eresidae. The record is from RefSeq and is a predicted model, not a curated record.